CUGAAAGCACGCCCUUAUCAGCAAACGGAAGAGGACGACUGGAGUCAAGUCCAACAGUCAGUGAAGCUCAGGUGAAGCGUAGGAGAGUCGUAGAGGUGAAGGAUCGCUCACAGCCGAGGAGAAAACUCCACCGUGACACCCUGAACUUUCACGCUGGGAUUCUGCUUCUUGCUCAGACAUGGGAAGUGAACCGAUUACUGUUGAGUAUUUUCCAGCCAAAGAAUCUAUGUGGUGGGGAACUCUUGGGACCGUACGUCCGUAUACGCCCUUCGAUCCACAUCUGGAUGCACGUCAGAUUCACGACGCCCUGGAGAAGAAAAAUGCUGACGUGAUGACCCUGAUCAAGAUCCUUACUAACAGGACCAACGCACAAAGACAGAGCAUCGCUUUGGCCUACCAAGAAAAAACAAAAAAGGAUCUGAAUGCCGCUCUGAAGAAAGGCCUGUCAGGUCCUGUGCAGGAGCUUCUCCUGGCUCUCAUGAUGACUCCAGCUCACUUUGACUCUCACCGCCUUCGACAGUCUAUGGAGGGUGUCGGCACGGACGAGGAAGCUCUUCUGGAGGUCUUGUGCACGAGAUCGGCAGCUCAGCUCCGAGAUAUCACGAUAGCGUACCGUGAAAUGUACAACUGUUAUCUGGAGGAUGACCUGAUCAGUGAGACCAGUAAAGAAUUCACCAAAUUGGUGUUGGCCAUAUUGAAGAAGGAGGAACGGAACACGUCCGGCAAGAUUGAUUAUGAGCUCAUCGAUCAAGACGUCAAGGAACUCAGAGACGCUGUCACUGGAAAGAAAGCGAACCCUGGCCCCUGGAUUCAGGUGCUCACGUCACGCAGUUCUGACCAUCUCAAAAGAGUGCUGUCUAGACUCGAGGAUCUGAAAUGCGAGCCAGUGGAUAAAACCAUCCAGAGCCACUUCUCAGGAGACCUUCGACUGGGUCUGCGGAUUCUGGCUCAAACGAUCCAAAACAAGCCACUCUUCUUGGCUCAGCGCUUACACUCCUGCAUGAAGAAAAACGCCGUGGUUCGUGGCAUCAUGGUGGGUCAGAGUGAAGAGGACCUCCUGUGGGUGCGGGUGGAGUUCCUAAAACUGACCAAUCUCUCCCUCUACUCCACCAUCCAGAAGGAAUUCAAAGGUGAGCUGCAGCUGGCUCUUCUGGCUCUGUGUCGAUCUGAGGAUUGAUGGAGGAACGAGUGUGGAAGGAAGUGCACACAGAACGCGGCGUAUCGGUUUAUAUUGCGAAUAAAUCUGUACAGAAUUCAGUUUUCAUGCAUCAGUACACUUUCGUUACUUGGAGUUACACAGAUAUUUAACAUUAAUAGCAAAAAAAAUUGGUCAAUUGUAACAUCUUAUUAAAUUUAAUAUUAUUCCUAAUAAAAAUGUGUGUCAUUUGUGUUCAACAUCAACCUGUACCUGGAAGAGAACGAUUUGUGCUUUAUGGAUUUAUAUGAUUUUAUUUUUUUGUCUUAUUAAAUUCAAGAGACAGACCAAUAAAAACUAAUAAGGAAAUGA
This is a messenger RNA of Clarias gariepinus (North African catfish), 1507 nucleotides long. RefSeq names its product annexin A14 (gene anxa14). The record is from RefSeq and is a predicted model, not a curated record. Gene Ontology annotation, cellular component: cytoplasm. The transcript is spliced from 13 exons. NCBI's taxonomy places the organism in Eukaryota, Metazoa, Chordata, Actinopteri, Siluriformes, Clariidae. Gene Ontology annotation, molecular function: calcium ion binding; calcium-dependent phospholipid binding. Bases 179 to 1177 code for a protein of 332 amino acids.